ACACCGAGUGUUCUACUUGAGUCCCGUGACGUCACGCGUACCAAAAAUGCCAUUUAACCGCAUUGUCGCGAAAGUGGACGAGGACAAAACUAUUGUGACUUGUCGUGCAAGCACUCGGAAUAGUUUUAUUCUUGCUUUUUUCUUUUGCGCUUCAGAAGAGAAGCCUCUCGACGCACGCGCAGUAACGUAGGGGCCAGCUAAGAGAACAAGCGAAGAAGAAAAGUUAAGGAGCGCAACAGGAAGUUUGACAACAAUUCCAAAGACGCAAAAAAACAGGGGUUGUAUCCUUGGUGAUGACCUGUGAAAAAAAGCGCAGUGGCUUCCAAAUCACCAGUGUGACAUCCGAUUUAAGUCAAAGCUGGGCCGGCCAAUUGGCUCCCGGCGUGAUCCUGACCGUUGUCCAAGCGUCGUCCGCCUCCCAUAGUCCGCGGGGCAGCUCUUCCCAGCCCACGACACCCUCCCUGAAGAGGAAACAUAUAUCCCAUGAUGCAUUAGGGCAAGGGGCAAGCGCCUCCUCCAGGUUCCGACUGGUCCGCUUAGCAGGAGGCGGCACGGGCGGGAGAGGACAUGGCGACACGUAUGGGCGUGGCCGCUGGAUGUGCACAGACUUUACUGAAGGGCUGAAGCGGGUAAUGGACAGCAUGAGACACGCCCAAUCACUGGAGUCGCUGGAGUCAAUUAGAGGAGCAGUCCAUUCACCAUCUCAGCCAAUCAGAGAUGGUGAAACGGUGGGGAAACUAGUGCCUUCCCCACCUUCUCCAUUACACUUGGCCUCUAAUGUCGGAGGGCAGUCCGUCCUCAGACUCUCUCGCUCUCAGCCAAGCUCGCCACCUCCCACUCUGACCCUCAUCCCGACUCCGGCCACGUUCAGCCUGGACAAUAGCGCUGCCUUCAGCCUGCCGACAGACAUCAGUGUGGUUGCCAUCGACAACAAGAUAGAACAGGCCAUGGACCUGGUGAAGAGUCAUCUAAUGCUAGCCGUACGAGAAGAGGUGGAGCUUCUGAGGGAGCAAAUCAGGGAGCUGCAAGAGCGGAACCAGCAACUGGAGGCCGAGAACCGGGUCCUGCGCGCUCAGGCACACUCGGACCCAAGGCCUCCCUCGCCUGGUCCUGUACCGACGAGCCAACGGGACAACAGUCCGACGCAGGGGGGAGUGUGAGCGUUGCCACGGCAACAGCACGUUUCACUUUUUUGCUGAAUAAACUUCAGUCCAUUUUAUAGUACGCUUAAAUAUCCAGUGCCUAACAACCAUCCAUCCAUUUUCUGUACCGUAUUGGGAAAAAACAACUUCCAUUAUCAUCUUGAAGUGUACCAUUUUUGUCAAAUAGACUAACCCAUGGAUCCAUUUUUCUUAGGCCAUCCAUGCACCCAUCCAUUUUGUACACUGGCAAGGGCACACCCUGGACUGGUCACUACCAAUUGUAGGUGUUACAUUGACACACACACACACACACAGCCCAGACAAAACCCUCACAAACACAGGAAAACAUUUACACUCAGGAAGGCUGUAGCAGAGAUUUUAUUGCCAAACCUCCGAACUGUGAGGAAGACAUGCUAACCACUAUCCACGGUACCGCCCAUUAAAUAAUCAUAGAUAGUUGAUGAGACAUCUGAUCGCCCUGUGUGAUUGAAAGGUGAUCAAUGCAGGAUGUCGUGAUCUUAAAAUAAAUGUCUGCGCAAUAAU
This is a messenger RNA of Syngnathus acus (greater pipefish), 1685 nucleotides long. RefSeq names its product TSC22 domain family protein 4-like. Gene Ontology annotation, biological process: regulation of transcription by RNA polymerase II. NCBI's taxonomy places the organism in Eukaryota, Metazoa, Chordata, Actinopteri, Syngnathiformes, Syngnathidae. The coding region runs from base 294 to 1160 and encodes 288 amino acids. The transcript is spliced from 5 exons. The record is from RefSeq and is a predicted model, not a curated record.